Messenger RNA from Aspergillus melleus, 696 nucleotides. RefSeq names its product SDR family NAD(P)-dependent oxidoreductase. The record is from RefSeq and is a predicted model, not a curated record. The transcript has a single exon. The coding region runs from base 1 to 696 and encodes 231 amino acids. Lineage: Eukaryota; Fungi; Ascomycota; Eurotiomycetes; Eurotiales; Aspergillaceae. Gene Ontology annotation, molecular function: oxidoreductase activity, acting on the CH-OH group of donors, NAD or NADP as acceptor.
AUGGUUCUGCACCAUCUGGGUACUCCUUCAACCGAGCGAGAAGCCCGUUCACUGCACGAGGAACUUCCAAGCGACCCCAUUCUUGACGGCAAACUCACCUCUCAUCUCGUUAUCGGCGCCGAUCUGACAGCCGACGCUUCGCCCGACAUGCUCAUCAACAAGACCGUUUCCGCAUUCGGCCGAAUCGAUGCCCUUGUCAACAAUGCCGGGAUCUGUCAGUUUGCGCAGGCUGACACGGUCACCAAGUCGCUGCUCCAAACCCACAUGGACGUCAACUAUACCGCCGCCUAUCUGUUGACCCGGGCUGCGUCGCAACAGAUGGUCCAUCAGGGCUCAGGGGGCAGUGUUGUAUCCAUCUCUUCGAUCACGGCCCUUCUUGGAUCUGCACGGCUCACCCACUACGCACCGACCAAAGCGGCCCUCCUUGCGAUGUCAAAAUCAUUUGCCGUUGAAUAUGGUGCCCACGGGAUUCGAUACAAUUGUGUUCUUCCGGGGACGGUCCACACGACCAUGAACAGGGAGGAUUUGGCAGUCAAUGGAAAGAAAGAAUUGUUGGAGAGUCGAGUGCCGUUGGGCAGACUGGGAUAUCCUGGCGAUCUUGCCGGUGCAGUUACGUUCUUUGCCAGCGAUAUGUCUGCUUAUAUCUCGGGACAGGACAUCGUGGUGGAUGGGGGAGCAUCGAUCAACUAUCAGUGA